This is a messenger RNA of Verticillium nonalfalfae, 1071 nucleotides long. It is a transcript of the gene ATPAF1, whose product is annotated as ATP synthase mitochondrial F1 complex assembly factor 1. The transcript has a single exon. The record is from RefSeq and is a predicted model, not a curated record. Gene Ontology annotation, biological process: mitochondrial proton-transporting ATP synthase complex assembly. Lineage: Eukaryota; Fungi; Ascomycota; Sordariomycetes; Glomerellales; Plectosphaerellaceae. The coding region runs from base 1 to 1071 and encodes 356 amino acids. Gene Ontology annotation, cellular component: mitochondrion.
AUGGCGUCCUGUCGCACCCCCGCGCUGCGCAACCUCCUGACCUCGUCGACGCGCACCCUCCGCGCCGCCAACCAGCGCCGCUGGGCCCAGGUCCACGACGUGCGCUUCCUCGCCACGACGCAGCCGCGCCGCGCCCUUGCCGACAAGUACCGCGAGAAGCUCAACCAGAAGGCCCGUCUCGAGGGCCACCAGUCCGUCGACGACCUCAGGGCCGCCUACGCCGAGCGCAUCGACGAGCUCAAGAAGAAGGCGACGAUAGAGAUUCCGCUGCCCACGCCGCCGCCGAGCCCUUCCUCCUCCCCGCCUCCUCAGCCAGCAGCAGCAGCAGCAGCAGCAGCAACAGGAGCAGCGCCAGCAGCACCACAAGCAGCGCCAGCAGCACCACAAGCAGCGCCAGCAGCACCACAAGCAGGGGCACCACCAGCAGCAGCCGCCGCCAAGUCCGCCCCCUCCAAGUCCGCCUCGGGCGUCAAGCCCCUCGGCGACAUUCUCGACCUCGAAAAGGCCGCCGCGCUGCCGGCGAAGGAGCUCACAGCCAUCUGGCGCCUGCGCCACGCCCACACGCCCAACACGCUCUGCGCCGUCAUCCCGUCGCCGACCUACACAGCCAUCGAGGCCCUGGCGCGCCGCGCGCCGCAGUUCGUCCUGCCCGGGCCGCGCCCCGACCAGGGCGCCGAGAUGCACUUCCUGCAGUGGGUCUUCGACGCCGCGACGCGCACGGCGACCGUCAUGUUCACGCAGCUCGCCGAGUUCAAGGCCCGCGGCGAGUUCGCCCAGCCCCACACCACCGUCACGCACUACACGGACCUGCGCGACGCCGAGGCCGGCCUCGUGCUGAUGCAGGGCCAGGUCGUCGACGGCCGCGGCGCCUCCGUCGAGGACGCCCGCUGGCUGCUUCUGUGCCUGCAGCGCUUCUACGGCGGCUGGGACCUCGAGGCCAAGGGCGGCGAGCCCGAUCCGCAGCGGCUCGAGAGGGCUGUCGAGAGGCGGCGCCUGCUCGAGUGGUUCGCCGCGGCGGAUCCGAGGUUCAGCGUCGAGAAGCUGCUCGAGGAGGCCGAGAGGAUGGGUUGA